Messenger RNA from Pelobates cultripes (western spadefoot toad), 921 nucleotides. The record is from the annotation of a GenBank genome assembly. Lineage: Eukaryota; Metazoa; Chordata; Amphibia; Anura; Pelobatidae.
AUGGCGCCCACUCCCUCCACACCCGCAGCUGCCGAAACCCCCCAGGCUUCUACUCUGGAUGGCAUCGGAGACGAACUCCGCGCCAUAGCAGCCUCCAUGGCCACGAAAGCUGACCUCCUGGUGCUCACAACAACCAUACAGGACGCCCUCCGGGCCGAAAUGGCUGGACUCCGGUCGGAGGUUACUGCGCAGGGGCUCCGAGUGCAGGAGCUGGAACGCUCCCACGAGACCCACAGCACCAGGUUAGCAUCCACUGACACGGCACUAGCCAGGCAAGGGGAUAUGCUCCUGCAGCUCAGACGUACUGUAGAAGAUCUGGAUAACCGGGGACGCCGCUGCAACAUCAGAGUGCGCGGCAUACCGGAGGUGGAGGGCGAGGAGGACAUUGAAGGCAUGCUAACGGCCCUCUUCCACCUUAUUUUGCCUGAUGAUAACCCGCUGGACAUUCGAUAUGACAGGGCGCAUAGAGCCCUGAGGCCACGCUUGCUUGAAGACGGCCCCCGAGAUAUCAUCUGCUGCCUGCAUUCCUUUACUACAAAGAAUACCAUAAUGAAGGCAGCAAGAGACCGACCCACAUGGGAGUUCCGAGGGGCACACAUAACACUAUUUAAUGACCUGUCGCCGGUAACCUUGGAAGCCAGGAGGGCCCCGAGACCCAUUACCUCGCUCCUCAGGGAACACAAGAUACCGUACAAAUGGGGCUUUCCAUUUGCCCUCUCCGCACGUCACCAGAACGGCUGGGCCUCGAUCCGCUGGCCAGAGGAAGUCCCCAGAUUUCUGGAGGACAUGGGACUGCCACCGGUACAGGUCCCGGACUGGAUCCUGGGACCGCUAGAUGCAGGUCAGAGACCCCAACGGGCACCCCGUCGCCGCAGAGGAAGGUCACCGCAGGGACCCCAGCCUCACCGCCGGGGCAUGUAA